CAGUCACCAGCAUAGGACUCUUCAGUAAACUUUGGUCAGCGAUACAAAGGCUGUGCUAGCGGUCACUCAAGGAGACAGAAAGCGAUAUGGUCACAUUUUAUAUCGAGCAAAUACCCAUCAGUUAUAGAAGAGGGCAAGUGCAAGCAGGUAUUGUUAUUUUCGCCUUCGAUGUCAGAGAGGCUGGAAUGCCCUAGAAGGGGUCUGCGGUGAGGACAGGGUCUCUUCUCGCAAUUAUCCAGAUGCUUGCGAUGAGCGGAGAACUAAAAGCAGCUCGUUUUUUCCAUGAAGAAUAGGCCCAGAUCUACUUGAGCGGGGUCCAGAUCGAACAAACACGUGGGCCGGGGCAUUAUAUGUUUUUCAUUCCAGGGUAGACGGAAUUGCGGACAUUCAAUCGAUCUGUGGCUAUGAAAGACUAACCUGGUCGCUUCAACUGCCUCUUCGUUUGAGUUUCGGCUUUUUCAAAGCCCCUAGGUUGGAAAGAGACAAAUUUCUAUGGAAGAUGUCCUUGAGCUUCGUCUCUUGCUUCUCUGGUCAUCGGUGCAGUGACUCGUGGAUAUGGGCAAAAGAAGCUUUGCUACAACUAACGUCCACACAAAACUGAGGCAUAACGUGGCAAUAAAACAGAUGCUGAAACGGCCACUAGAAUGUGAUUCAUUCAUUUUCAGCAGCUCGAACGAGAGAGGUGGUAGGUUAGGACAAGUCUGCAAAAGCUAUGCUAUGCACGGUUGCUUUCAGUAGCUUGUGUGCGAGCAAAUCCGUCUCCGGUCCUCACGACGCUCUGAAAUACAAACCACACCGUCACCGUGUACCCGGGAAUGUAUUAGCCAUUUCCUUCAAUACCCGUUUGUCGAUUUUGUAUCAAAAAUCGACUAACGAUUUUGCAAUUCUAGUAGCCAUUUUGUGUGCGCGGCUAAACUCUUGCUUGUUUGUUGCUAUUCUUCUGUCGGAAGCGGAACACACAGACUAUCGCCUUUUCGUCGCGCGUCCUCGUUUCGUUUUCUCCUUCAUGAUGGCACUCGUAAGUGACAUACCAAUGUCGAACGACGGCCAUGCUGUUUCGAAUCCCAAUAUUAUUCGGCGUGCAUCAGAGUCUAGCUCUAUAUUUCCCCAUCGUGGACUCGCAGUAAACUUCGUCGGUACCGCAAGUACGACGUUUGCUAGCAUUGUUAGCGGUACCAAACGUAGUGUUCAGUCAAUGCUCGAUCGCAGCACGGGGUUUCCUUGUGAAUAUUUGCUUCCCGGCGUCGCUAAUUUCAAGAGAGCACUUCUAGCCUCGGACAUGAGGUGUCUCGACGUGGACACGUACUCGAGUCGAGCGAGCAAACAUGAAACGAACGUGUUCAUCGUUACUCCCAACGCAUCUUGUCUUGUAACGAAAGCCUUUUCAGCAAACGGAAACGAACAAGAAUGCUUGGUGGUAGCCCCCGCCGCCGACGAAUUCACCAGCUCUGAAAAAAGAGAAGCUGAAACAGCGGACACUGCGACCGUCGUCACUUCGGAUACGUACUGUCGUUACGACAAAACGGCGCUGCUUGCCGUUCUCCAGAAUUCAAGAGGACUGAAAACACGGGCAACUGUCAAAGCUCUUCUCCAGCCGGAUCCACGUUCCAGGAAGAUUGUCUGUGAAGCGAAGAAAUACGUUAAUCAAGAGCGCCUCGCAAACGACAGCGCCAGUGCACGGUUCAGACGACAGUACUUUUCUGUCGUGGAGGAAUUAACCCAGAAGCAGUUUCUCAACCAUGUACGUAAAAACCGUCCUAGUGAAAGCAGCCUUAUGGAACUUCAAACAUCACAACCCAAUCCUUCGCUUAAGGAAGUGGCUUUCCCGUAUGUACGCAACCUUCAUGAGCUGAAGCUGCCCGAAAUAAAACAGAAGAAGAAAUCAUCUCCGCAUUCUGGGCCAUUAUACCAGGCCAAAUCAUCAAGCGCUUCGCUUUCCGAGAAAACAAAACACCACCAUGCACCUCACGUAGACACCUCGCUUCCGUGGCGCUCCCAGAAAGUUGUGGAGGAACAACUCAAGCCAACGAGGGCGAGCAGGGCGUACAGUGAGAAAUGGAAAGGAGUAACUUGCUCGCGAAGUCGAAUUGGGGCAGCAGCUCAAACUUGCCGAAAAGCAACAGUUGUAUCGAAGACACUCUCUUCGUCCCUUUAACUUCGUGAAUGGAAUAAACUCCUGUACUUUCAAAGGCACCUUUAUCUCUGUCGAAAAGGUGUCACGCCCUGACCAAUUUCGUGCUACCUAAAAUCCAGAGGAUCCCUCCCGAUAAUUUGGUAAAAUGGGAAGCGGAGCAAACACACCCAUAGAAUCAGCAUAUUCAUUCGGCUGGUCUAUUCAGCGCGUGCAUGGACCGGCGUAGCUUUAUUGUGCGAUGCGCCACAGUGCGGCGGUUGUUUCCCGUUCUAGAUCGCUAGCACGGGUUUUCCGUUACAGGAGUACAAUGUUGUCACCUCAAAGUCGUGCCUAUUGUGACAGUGUAUACCCUAUCAAUUGCAAGAGAAUUUGGUCCGAUGCUUCUUCACGUCCAAUCAGACCCCAUGUCAACACAACACGACUAUCGGUAAGUGAGCAUGCAAUUGGUGAUCCAGCAUUGUUAAAAAAACAUGGGUGACUCGUCUCUAAACUUCGAGGAACGAAGUCAAAUCUACAUUUUGCUGUGUUGCGGAGCAUACAAUUACUACAAACGCAUACCACCAGCUCGUAGCGAGAACGCGGAAGUGUCGUUGUGGCCGUUUAUCUCUCGAAGAAACUCCUGAUCCCCGCAUGUGAAGGCCACAAAGCCGCACGC
Molecule: messenger RNA, 2789 nt
Organism: Toxoplasma gondii ME49
Lineage: Eukaryota; Apicomplexa; Conoidasida; Eucoccidiorida; Sarcocystidae
Exons: 1
Coding region: 713-2155 (480 amino acids)
Source: RefSeq, a predicted model, not a curated record